Molecule: messenger RNA, 1107 nt
Organism: Rhodofomes roseus
Lineage: Eukaryota; Fungi; Basidiomycota; Agaricomycetes; Polyporales; Fomitopsidaceae
Exons: 3
Coding region: 1-1107 (368 amino acids)
Cellular component (GO): endoplasmic reticulum
Source: RefSeq, a predicted model, not a curated record
AUGAAGGCCAUAGCUGUAUGCGCGUUCCUUGCAGGGCUGACGGGGGCCGUUGAUGUCUACUUGCAUCCAGCGAGCGCGACCGCCUCCAGCCUUAGUGCAUUGAAAGCAGAUGCCGCGCUCUCGCGUCAUCUGGGACUCGAGUAUCAUGCGGCCCUUGGAGAUGACAUCGAGAUGAAUGAGGCCCUGGGGAGGCAAGAGCCAUUCGUAGGGAAGGGUCCUGGAAGUGCAUUGCUCGUUGGUGUCAACGAGGAAGACGCCGCAGCUGCCAUUCCUGCAUCCUAUGAGAAGUCAUUCUCUCUGUCGUCUGGAACCUACACAGCAUCACUCUCGACGCUCAUUCCUACAUUCCUCGACCGCGCUCACCAUACCUAUUCUCACAUAUACGCACCCGAAACGCUACCUGAGAAGACUCCCCGCAUAAUCGACAUCUUCUCCGCCCCUUCUUCCGCGUCACAAACCUUCCUGUCGCAGAUGACCACUCUUGUCAACUUCGCGGAGUCUGAUGACGUCCCUACCGACAAGUUCGCCGCCGUCCUUCUUUCGGGCCUCUCCGAACUGGCUGCGGAACACGGUCGCGAAAGCGAGCAAUACAAGCUUGCUGCAGAAACCAUUCGGGGUUUCCUUUCCAGCGUGACCGAGAAGCGUGACCUCAAGCUCGCGGUCAUCACAUUCCCUUCGUCGGUAACCCACGUCAACAGGCAGGUGAGCUCCACGCUCCAGCCACCGCAGACGCCUUUCCCGCCUCCCAAGCCUGGCCCUGCCGAGCCCAUCAACGCAAUCGCGACAUGCUACUCUACGGCCGAGGCAUGUGGUAACUCAACGAGCUCGUGCAGCGGCCACGGUCAAUGCGUGCAGGCAAGCAAGCAGGGCCACACGUGCUAUGUCUGCGCCUGCUCUGCAACGAAAGAUACGAAGGGACACACGGAAAACUGGGCUGGAAAUUCUUGUGAGCGCAAGGAUGUCAGCGGGCCGUUUGUGUUGCUUUCGGGGACAGUCAUUGCCCUCGUUUUGCUUGUUGGUGGCUCGAUCGCGCUGCUCACUGCCAUUGGCGAGCAGGAGCUGCCGAGCACGCUGACAGGUGGUGUUGUACCCUCGAGAAAGGAUUAG